Molecule: messenger RNA, 1537 nt
Organism: Trichoderma harzianum CBS 226.95
Lineage: Eukaryota; Fungi; Ascomycota; Sordariomycetes; Hypocreales; Hypocreaceae
Exons: 8
Coding region: 1-1311 (436 amino acids)
Biological process (GO): proteolysis
Cellular component (GO): fungal-type vacuole
Molecular function (GO): serine-type carboxypeptidase activity
Source: RefSeq, a predicted model, not a curated record
AUGCACUUUCAAUUGAGCCAGACUGUGGCGUGCUUGUCGUUUAUAGCGGGAGCAAAUUGUCUCAGCACUCCUCGGUCCGGAAAGCGUUCGAUUGAAGUUCGAGACGGCGUUACCCACACCGUGUUCGAGCACCAAGAGACUGGAGCAAAGAUCGACUAUGUAACAAACUCUGGUGUCUGCGAGACAACUCCUGGUGUGAACCAGUACUCUGGCUAUUUAUCUGUGGGCACAAAUAUGAGCAUGUUCUUUUGGUUCUUUGAAUCGCGAAACAGCCCCGCCACAGCACCGCUGGCUUUGUGGUUGAACGGAGGACCGGGAUGUUCAUCCAUGAUUGGACUGUUUACGGAAAACGGCCCUUGCACUUUCAACAACGUCGAGGGAAACACGCCAGUGCUGAAUCCACACAGCUGGAAUGAGUACGCCAACAUGUUAUUUGUUGAUCAGCCUAUUGGCACUAGAUUCUCGUUUGGAAGCGAAACUUACGAAUCUCGUGACUUUGGUAUCUUCACAGAGUCAUACGGCGGACACUUUGGACCUAGAGCUUCUGAGUAUAUCCAGUCCCAAAAAGCCGACAUCGCCAGCGGGAAGAUUCGGGGUCAAAUGAUCAACCUGGUUGCUCUGGGAAUUAAUAAUGGAUAUUAUGACUAUGAGAUAGCGGAAACGAAUUUCCCCAAGUUCAGCACCAACAACAACUAUUACCCAUUGAUCAACAACAGCAAUGCCUUGGAGUACAUCUCGGAAAUUGAAUCACAGUGCCUGCCUGGCGUAUCAAAAUGUUCGCCCUUUGAAGAUGCGUUUUUACCUUGCGUGGCGAUCGAUAAUAAGUUUGGCCAGUUCUUUCUCACCAACUACUCCACCCAUGAUAUCAGACAGCCCGCUCCUGGGAAUUUCCCACCCGCGACCUACAUUACGUACUUGCAAGGUCCGGCAAUUAUGAAGAAAAUUGGUGUGAAUGUGACCUACUCGGAAUGUUCCAGCGACGUGGCGAACAAUAUUGACAACCUUGACGAUGUCGUUCAAUCUGGCGUGACUACAGUUAUUUGGGCGGGAGAUGCUGAUGCUGUUUGCGAUUGGUUCGGAGGAUUUGCAGCUGCGAAUGCCAUCCAGUACCAGGAUCAAACAGCCUCCAACCAAAAGGUGGUAGCCAGCUAUACAGGAAACGGUGUUAAAGGAGGAGAGUUCAAAUCCGUUGGUGUGUUGAGCUGGUUGAGGGUAUAUGGAGCUGGCCAUGCAGCCCCGGCUUUUCAACCUGAGCUAGCGCUCCAGGUGUUUAAACUAAACAUGAUGAAGACGGCUUUAAAAUCGACUUGAGAGUAUUUGGCAUACAGAUCAUAUCUAGUCAUCUAUACAGUAUUCCCUGGAAAAUUUAAACCUCAGUUUUCUUUUUUGCACUAAUCGUGAGGGGCCCUUCGCCUGGAUCUGUAAUUAGAUGUAGGUUCAAUAUCCCUAACGCAGCCCGGCCCGGUGGUAGGAAUUCGGCAUUUGCCCUGGCCCGCAGCUAAAUCCCCACGGUUCCUUUGCAAUUAGAAUCAAUCAG